Indicator indicator is the source of this 741-nucleotide messenger RNA. RefSeq names its product membrane associated ring-CH-type finger 2 (gene MARCHF2). Bases 1 to 741 code for a protein of 246 amino acids. The record is from RefSeq and is a predicted model, not a curated record. Lineage: Eukaryota; Metazoa; Chordata; Aves; Piciformes; Indicatoridae. The transcript is spliced from 4 exons. Gene Ontology annotation, molecular function: ubiquitin-protein transferase activity; zinc ion binding. Gene Ontology annotation, biological process: protein ubiquitination.
AUGACGACCGGCGACUGCUGCCACCUGCCCGGCUCGCUGUGCGACUGCCCGGGCGGCACCGCCCUGGCCAAGGCGGUGGAGGAGGCGGAGCGGGGCCGGCCGCACUACGUCACGCAGGUCAGCACCAAGGACGGGCGGCUGCUCUCCACCGUCAUCAAGGCGCUGGGAGCGCAGAGUGAUGGUCCCAUCUGCAGAAUCUGUCACGAAGGUGGAGGUGGGGAGGGUCUGCUCUCCCCCUGCGACUGCACAGGAACCUUGGGCACCGUGCACAAGAGCUGCCUGGAAAAAUGGUUGUCCUCCUCCAACACAAGUUACUGUGAGCUCUGCCACACAGAAUUUGUUGUAGAGAGAAGACCAAGACCUUUGACAGAGUGGCUGAAGGACCCGGGGCCGCGCAGCGAGAAGCGGACCCUGUUCUGCGACAUGGUUUGCUUCCUCUUCAUCACUCCCUUGGCUGCCAUUUCGGGCUGGCUCUGCCUGCGGGGGGCGCAGGACCACCUGCAGUUCAACAGCCGGCUGGAGGCCAUCGGCCUCAUCGCCCUCACCAUUGCACUUUUCACCAUCUACGUCCUCUGGACGCUGGUGUCGUUCCGCUACCACUGCCAGCUGUACUCCGAGUGGCGCAGGACCAACCAGAAGGUGCGGCUGAUGCUCCCGGCGUCGCGGAGCCCCCACCCCGUGCCCCACUCCCUCCUCUCUGCCAAGCUCAUGAAGAAGGCUGCAGAUGAAACCAGCGUCUGA